UCCGUAUAGCUUACGUCGAACAAAACAUGUGUCAGUUUCUUUUAGCCUCUAUCUGUCAAAGGACCGUGAUACCAUGGUGACGCGUGUGAUUCUCAUCUUAUUCCUCUCUCCGUCGACGUCGGUGCUAUCUUUACGUCCAACGUUUUGCCAAAGCAACAAGAGGUUGACUUAACAUGGAAGGAGGAAAGAGAACUCCGUUGAGCACGCGAAAGAAACCAAAGAGGACAAACAUAAGACUUGUCAGGAAUGUCGUCGCCUACCUCAAAUCAGAUGCAUACUUGUUCGCUCCUCUGUUUUCCAAAAUUUCACCGCUCCCGCCGCAGAUACAGAUGCCUCCGCCGUCUCAUUCCGAAUCAUUGAAGACGGAGGUGGCGGUAAAGAAGAACAAGAAAAGACUGUCGGAGAAAGUGAAGGAAUAUCUAAACUCUGACUGUCAUAUGUACAGACCGAUGAUCUCGCUUCCGAAGCCUGGUUCUUCUCUUAAAGGGACUUUACAAAUUACGAACUUGGUUACGAUGGAAGUAUCAGCGAGUAGUGCAACCGUGAGGGAAGAUAACAACAACUAUAGGAAUCUCAGGUCUGACAUUGCAGAACACGCAAUGCACAACGGAAGGAUCAGCAUUCCAAAGCCAGCACUGGUCAUCUUAGAAGGAAAACGAACUUGACUAAGCCCUGAAACAGAUCUCUCACUAGCCUUUUCCUCUUUACAAGAGGAAAAAAUGGUGAAGCCUGAUCCAAGGAGAGUUCCAAUUGAGUAAAGUUAAUGUAGACAUAAUCGUCGAGCUUAUCAUUGUAAAAAUCCAUUUUAAUUAAUUGUAUAACAAUAAUUACAAGCGUUUUGAGAGAGAAGAAAGAAUUGGUUUUAUUGUGUGACUGGAAAGCGUGUCUUGUUGAUAAGCUUGUAGGAUAUGAUGUAUGAAUUAGGAUGACAAAGAUGUGUCUGUUGUCUGAACAUAUUGCCAUGUUACCUGUCUAGUCUUUGAUAAGUAGUUGUAUGUCGAGAAAACUGUUACAAUUCUGAAAUAGCUUGUAAUAUCCUUUUUGCUAACUCACCACUGGAAGUUUAAUUAAAAACAAAUCACUUCAGUUGUGUAAUUAAAAUUGGAAGUUUGAUCAACUAUAUAUGAUCUACCAAGCAAAUACUAAGUGGAACUUGUUUAUAUCUUACAGAUAUUUUGGUGUAGAAAGGAUGAUUACAAACUAAUGUUUAAAAAAAAAUUAAGGAGUUCUAAAAUAGUAGGAUCCGUAGUUUAUUUGCGAAUCCAUAGUUUAUUUGCGAAAAUGGUGAAAACUGAAAAGGACUGAAGCUGGAGAGGAGAAGGGGAAGGAGUUACAAACUUCUAAGUAAUAAUCGUGUGCACGUGAGGUUCAUUCAGUUUCUGUGUCCCACAUCGCAGACCCGUCCCCAUAUGACAUCUCAACACGCGCAUGCAAGAAAGCUUUAGACUAUAUGUAUACACGUUGGCAUGGUGUAUGUAAUUAUGUAUACAUUGUUCAUUAUUGCAAUCAUCUGUCAAAGUACAUCAUCUGUCAAUGUUACAAAGUCCCUAGUCUAGUUUUGAAAAUAAUGCAAAACUAGCAGACAGAGUAAUCAGAAUUUGAAAAGAUAGGACGAUUACUAUGAGAUGUAUGGAAAUACUAUUAAUCUGUAAAUGGGAUAUGUCUAUGAUAUGACACAGUCGUAUUGGAGCAUGCACAUGAGUCCCCGAGAAAAACGGAAACUAUGGCUAGAGAGAUAGAUACACGUGUAUGUGGACACUCACAAAAUCGUAAUCUCAUAGAUAAUUAAUUAAUUUUGUAAAUAUUAUUAUGAAUGUGAGUGAGCAAGAGAAGAGAGGAAACAACUCAGCGAAGAAAAAGACGUAAUGUGUCUUUUUAUAUGUAAAAUAGACAUGCAUGCAUGGGCUUCAUUGCAGAUACGGCCAUUUAUGAAUAUUGUCAUUAUUAAUAAUGUUAUUUUCUCUAUACAUCCAUCGACUGAUGUGGUGAUCUAAUUCAACCAAAUUAGUUAAUAUGUCUGAAAAUACAGCGGUUUUUGAUAGUGGCAUUUACUUAAGAUCUAGCCUCCGAGAUAUGUUUAGGUUUUAGUCGACGCGAGAAUAAUGAGUAGACCCUGGUCGAGGAAAUUUCUGAAAAUUUACCACAUAAAACAUCCAGACUCAAAGCCCUAGUGACCAACUUGUCACGCUUUUUUCUUUUUUAGCAUGGUCGGUGUGGUCAUACGCUCUUAAUUACCACUAGUAUCUAUUUUUCAAAUGCUUUGUUGGUUCUUCUAAUAUCUGCCUUAGUUGUUUCUUAGGUAUGAGAUUUUAACUUUUAUGGAGAUUAAUUGUUUCAUGCAAGCUUUUCCCAUCUAUAAAGACAAUCUUAUCUUGUAAACAAUUUAUGUUUCUAAAAAAAUAAAAUUGAAAGCCCUUUAGUAAAAAAAAACAAUUUAUACAUUUAACCCUAGAUCGGAAACCUUUGUUCUAGAGAUACGCGGUCCUAUGUAAUAAAGUAUUACCAAUAAACACUUACACUACAAUGUCAUAAUAUAUACUCUUAUAUUUUAAUAUGAAUUUGGACGUUUAAAACUGUUAUUUCAUGAGAUUUAGCUCAGGGUCAGCACACAAAUUGAUUUUGAACAAAGGCCCCGCAUCCUUGAUUUUAAGAUGAUAAGAUCGAUAUUAAACUUACGUGUAGCUCUUUUAGUUCUUAUAAAUCGUGAUUUGAAGCCAUUUUCGGAUCGCUCCCAACAUACGACGAAUCAUUAAUUGAUGAAUAUUAGUGCAGCCACUUGUUGCGGAACUGUUCACAACCUAAUGUACCUCUAUACAUGGUGUCCUUUCAAAUUCUUAUAUAAUCAUAGAUAUCACUAGGGUUCGUACAUUGAAGAAAAGACGUCAAGUUUUUAUUGGUUAUGAAAAGAAAUCCCAUCUAGUCGGAUUAUUCGUCAUCGUUAUCCGCUAGUCGCUGUUGACUAGUGUUCUACAGUCUCUCUAUACGUACGAUACUAUUUUGAUGAGAAAUCGACCCAUACAACGUAGUUUGUUGUUGAAAUAGUAAUCAUCAAUAAUAUGAGGCUUUUUUUGUAAGUAUUAGAAUUAUUUGUUGGUUGGCCUGUGGAGGCAAAGCGUAGAACGUGGACUCAUAGUCUUCCGAAUUUUGCUAUCCACUCAUGGAUGGGUUUUGGUCAAUACGGGUGUGUUCUCUGUCGUAUGUGCAUUACUAAUUAAUUACCCAUUAAUGUAACCGUGUAUUAUUGGAUCAACAGAGCAACAACAAUAUCUAUACAAUAAGAAUUCAAAUGUUUGAAUUUUUUUUUUUUCAAAAAAGAAUUCAAAUGUUUGCAAAACACAUCAUGUAGCUUCUUUAUCAAAAAGCACCAUGUAGCUUCCAUCACCAUUGUCCAUAUUAAAAACUUUCGAUGCCGUAGUUUAUAAUUUAAAAUAUGAUGAGACAUUUAUUUUGCUCUUGUGUGUUUAAGAGAAUCUUCUCAAGCUUAGUAAUUUUGAAGAUCUUGUGUAAUUGUUUUUAUUUAGCGGAAAAGGAAAAUAUGGUUAGAAAAACAUGAUUUUAAUUCACAUGGCGAAAAAAAUAAAUAUCAGCUUAAAAGCCUCUGUAAAUCUUAAUAGUGAACAUCAUUAUCGGUGAAACACUUUUUUGGAUUUCUAAAUUUUUUUUUGGCUGAUUUUAAAAAAAUAAAAAUAAAAAGUGAAUCAAUCGCGGACCGCUACGUGUCGGUGGACCCACGAACAGUUGACAAAACCCACCAUGAUCGUUUCUUCAUUCACGCUUUUUGCAACCGGUUUUGUAAUUUUUGUGGGAUCCAAGCUUUUAAAAACUCUUUUGGAACCUGCAAUAAUGGUGCUCUUAAGUUUCUACAUACCCUUUCGACAAGAAAGAGAAAAACAUGAACUUCAAUUUACAGGCUAUUUGGAUAAUAUUUAUUGACAAAAUAGUUUUAAACUUUAAGUUAUAUCAUCCGCGCUACUAUAAAUCCAUUACGAUUGUCAUUCACACGUGGGCUGAUUGACAUCAAGCGUGAGAGAGUCAUUCAUGUUUUUUUACGCAGAAAAGAGUUAUUCGUGUCUUCGUCCAACUUAUCUAUAAAAUCACAUCGUCUCUUGUUUAAUCCACAUAUCAUCUCUCUAACUAUCUCACCCACACUCUCUCUAGAUUUUCUUACGAUAGCGUAAUACGUACGAAGAAAACCGUUCGUGUGCAAAAGGAUGAGGUGUAGAGGGCUUCAAGUUCGGAGAAGAAAGAGAGUAAUGGUUAAUGUGAACUCAAGGAAGCUCAUGACCCGUCUCCGGCAGAUGGUUGCUCCGGAAACGAUUUAUUCAGGUGAAGUUGACGAUAACACACUUUACCGUCUCACGGCUGAUCACAUUUUGCUACUCCAAGCAAGAGUCCAACUUCUUCGUCGUAUUUCUUCUUUAUGUGGUCUUUAGAUCGAAGAUCCAUAACCAUAUAUUCACGUGGCUGAAAUAAACGAAGCAACGGUAUAAUCGUGGAACAAACGUCUAUUUUAUUAUAUAUUUUCUUAAUUUAGUGAUCUUGGUUACUCGUAAAUUAUGAUGUCUACUCUAUAAUUUGAUGUAAUUAUGUGGAUUUAUAUUUGUGUUGUAUUUUAUUGUGAA
Messenger RNA from Brassica rapa (field mustard), 4622 nucleotides. RefSeq lists its product as uncharacterized. NCBI's taxonomy places the organism in Eukaryota, Viridiplantae, Streptophyta, Magnoliopsida, Brassicales, Brassicaceae. The record is from RefSeq and is a predicted model, not a curated record.